AAACACUGGGUUAAUUGCUUCAAAAACUUUAUUGUACUCAGAUGGUGUCACUUAUGCUCUUAUAUCUUCGUAUAAGUAGUCUGCCUUAUAAAGUUUUUGCUUUUUUGAAUGGUGCUUUGGUUUGUCACAGUUCACUUCUUGCAUGCGCUCUUAAAGUCCGUCAUAGGGAAACGCAUCAACCAUGUUUGGAGUGCUAAUGUUUGUUAUUGCAGGUAUGUCAGCCAGUUUGGCUCAAAACUCCAGUACUGGAACAAGGAACUCUUCCCUUUUUGCAAAGGCAUCACCACAAAUAUUAUUUGCCCAAUGCCCAGACUCCUACACAGACUUCUGUUACCAUGGCACAUGCAGAUUCCUGGUGUCAGAAUGGGAGGCUUCAUGCAUAUGUUCCAAAGGUUAUAUUGGCAGUCGAUGCCAGUAUGUGGACUUAUUGCAGGUUAUGGCUGGUGAACCUCGAUCCUUUAUAACUGUGGUGCUGACGGGCGCCUUUUUCCUUGUAGUGACUUUUAUAGGUAGCACAUGCCUCGUUAUAUAUUUUUGCAGGAUAAAGAGAGAACGGAGCAGGCUAAAUCUUCUGAACAAUAUUGAUGCCAAUGGUUAAAAGGUGUUUUGUUUUGCCUACCAGAUGUUUAGAAAUGAAGAACCUAAAGAUUCUCCUGGAGCACACAAAAUAAGAAACAGAAGGAAGCUCAAACAAUGAAAAGUUUUCUUUUUUAUUUAAAUAUGUUUGACUUUUAAAGGUUUUUCUUUUAAAGUAAGCGGAAUGCAAGGAUAUUAAUCUGGAAACUAGUAAUGUUAAAAUAUGGAGAGAAAAAUCUGCUCUUUAAAAACAGGACACUGAAGACUGCAAGCUGCUUAAAUUGCAUUGUACUGCUACAUGUUAACAACAAAUUCUCAUUAAAUGUCAAUAAGAUUGUCAUGUGAUUUGUUAAUAUAUUUAACUGCUUUUAAUUUAUUAAAUAAAAAUUUUACCUGUG
This is a messenger RNA of Pseudophryne corroboree (corroboree frog), 974 nucleotides long. RefSeq names its product protransforming growth factor alpha-like. The coding region runs from base 182 to 598 and encodes 138 amino acids. Gene Ontology annotation, molecular function: growth factor activity; epidermal growth factor receptor binding. NCBI's taxonomy places the organism in Eukaryota, Metazoa, Chordata, Amphibia, Anura, Myobatrachidae. The record is from RefSeq and is a predicted model, not a curated record. Gene Ontology annotation, biological process: positive regulation of mitotic nuclear division; epidermal growth factor receptor signaling pathway; positive regulation of cell population proliferation. The transcript has 7 exons.